Molecule: messenger RNA, 2165 nt
Organism: Daucus carota subsp. sativus
Lineage: Eukaryota; Viridiplantae; Streptophyta; Magnoliopsida; Apiales; Apiaceae
Product: pyruvate decarboxylase 1
Exons: 7
Coding region: 276-2030 (584 amino acids)
Cellular component (GO): cytosol
Molecular function (GO): magnesium ion binding; thiamine pyrophosphate binding; pyruvate decarboxylase activity
Source: RefSeq, a predicted model, not a curated record
AAAGACUAAUCAUACUUGGACAUUUCAAAAAAAUACUUGGACAAUUCAAAACAAGAUUGUCCAAAACCAGCUGUGCAGGUUGUAUCUGAGUUUUAUCCCAACCCAAAUACAAAACCCACAGUGUUAAUAAACCGCCUAUUACCAAAAAACAAUUCGACUGACACACUAUAUAACACCACCUUUGUCCAAAAUCACUACUUCAAUUAUUACAAACAACUUCAAAAAUUCAUCCACACCCCAUUUAAAUUCAUCAAAAAGGGUCAAAGAAUAACCCAAUGGAUUCCGCAAAUCAAGUAGGCGCAACAUCGCCGGCGCCGAUCACCACCGGCAAAUUCACCGGAACUCUGGGGCGCCACAUAGCUCGCCGCCUCGUCCAAAUCGGCGUGAAAGACGUCUUCUCAGUCCCCGGUGACUUCAACUUAACUUUACUAGACCAUCUCAUCAACGAGCCGGAGCUCAAUCUGGUGGGCUGCUGCAACGAGCUCAACGCCGGCUAUGCUGCAGACGGAUACGCACGCGCGAAAGGCGUGGGAGCUUGUGUUGUGACAUUCACCGUUGGUGGGCUAAGUGUCUUGAACGCGAUCGCCGGAGCUUAUAGUGAGAAUUUGCCGGUGAUUUGUAUCGUUGGUGGGCCCAACUCGAAUGAUUAUGGGACUAACAGAAUACUUCAUCAUACUAUUGGGUUGCCUGAUUUCAGUCAGGAGCUUCGUUGUUUUCAGACUGUCACUUGUGCUCAGGCAGUGGUUAACAACUUGGAAGAUGCCCACGAGCUGAUUGAUAAUGCAAUAUCGACUGCUCUGAAGGAGAGCAAACCUGUGUAUAUCAGCAUAAGCUGCAAUUUGCCUGGAAUUCCUCACCCAACAUUUUCUAUAGACCCAGUUCCAUAUUGCAUUGCACCAAAGGUCAGCAAUCAAUUAGGCUUAGAAGCCGCAGUGGAAGCAACAGCUGAGCUUUUAAAUAAGGCUGUGAAGCCUGUCAUCGUGGGAGGACCCAAGCUAAGGGUUGGAAAGGCACAAAAGGCCUUCGAGGAGUUUGCCAAUGCUAGCGGGUAUCCAAUAGCUAUCAUGCCCUCAGCUAAGGGCUUGGUUCCAGAGCAGCAUCCGCACUUCAUUGGGACAUAUUGGGGUGCUGUUAGUACCAGUUUUGUGGGGGAGAUAGUGGAAUCUGCUGAUGCCUAUGUGUUUGUUGGUCCUAUCUUUAAUGAUUACAGCUCAGUUGGGUACUCGUUACUCAUUAAAAAAGAGAAAUCCAUCAUAGUGCAGCCAAAUCGUGUAACUAUUGGCAACGGUCCUUCCUUGGGUUGGGUUUUCAUGGCAGAUUUCUUAACUGCACUGGCUAAGAAGUUGAAGAAGAACAGUACAGCAAUGGACAAUUACCGUCGUAUCUAUGUACCUCCAGGUGUUGCCCUGAAGCGUGAAAACAGUGAGCCUCUUAGGGUCAACAUACUCUUCAAGCACAUUCAGGCAAUGCUAAGUGGAGAUACUGCAGUGAUUGCAGAGACAGGGGAUUCGUGGUUUAAUUGCCAAAAGCUCCGUCUUCCUGAAAAUUGUGGGUACGAAUUCCAGAUGCAGUAUGGGUCUAUUGGUUGGUCAGUAGGUGCCACCCUUGGCUAUGCCCAGGCUGCGAAAGACAAGCGUGUGAUUGCCUUCAUUGGUGAUGGAAGUUUCCAGGUAACUGCUCAGGAUAUCUCAACAAUGAUUCGAUGUGGUCAACGUACCAUUAUAUUUCUGAUCAACAAUGGAGGAUACACAAUCGAAGUAGAGAUUCAUGACGGUCCAUACAAUGUGAUCAAGAACUGGAACUAUACUGGACUAGUUGAUGCUAUUCACAAUGGUGAAGGCAAAUGCUGGACUACCAAGGUACGCACCGAAGAUGAACUAAUGGAAGCAAUUGCAACAGCAACAGGAGAACAAAAGGAUUCAUUAUGCUUCAUUGAAGUGCUUGUGCACAAAGACGAUACAAGCAAAGAACUUCUUGAAUGGGGAUCCCGAGUUUCUGCUGCAAAUAGUCGCCCUCCAAAUCCUCAAUAAACUUGUCAAUCCCAUGUGAUAUAACUGACUCUAGAAGUCUGUAUCCUGAGUCUUGCUUUCUGAUGUUUUUUUUGCAAAGGAACUAUAAUAAAUGUAGUCUAACAAACUAUUAAUCAUAAAAUUCAGUCGUCCUAA